GGGCUCAAAUCCAAGCACUCGAAAAAAGAUAGAAGAAGAAAACUAGAAAAGGAAGAAGAAGAAGAAAAAGAAGAGAAACGGAAGCACAGAAGAAGUAGCAGAGGAAGUCGGGUGUGUUCUUCCCCAGGACCACGGCGAAACUUGCAGUUCAAGGAAGCUUUUCAACCCGCUGAGAUCGGGUCGGGUCGCAGCCUCUUCAUCUCCUUCUCCUCCUCUUCCUCUGCUUCUCUUCUGUCUCUCAACUUCUCCGCCCAUUUCUCCUCUUCAACCACACUUCUGGACGGACUCGAAAAUGGUUUCCUAGGAAAAUUCUUAGAAUUUUUCCAAGGGCUGGUUGAUUUGGGACCUGGGAGCAUGACUGCUUUUGUCUUGGAUGAACCUUGUGUCAUCAGUUCCAGAAAUCGCAAGGCCUAUGUAGUCAAUUUGGGAAGUUAAAAGGUUGCACAACAUAAAAGUUAUAGCACUCAGCAGGCUAGAAUUUGAAAAUAUGUACUCUUUUAUCAUGAAGAGGUGAAACAUGCCUUCCGGGAUCCACAGUUUCUCUAUCUACUUUGUUCCAGUUGAGAGACUUGAAGUCACCACUGAAUUUAGUACCAGAACUUUUGAUGCAAACUACUAAUGAGCUGAAAUGAGGAGAUGGUAUGGUGUUGUUUUAAUUGCAUCCUUGUUUAUGUUAUUGGUGAUGUGGUACGGGGUCAUGAAAAAUCCUAUUGGAGAAAGUUACCUUAUAAGUCCUUUAUCCUACAAUACAACAAAUACCCUCAAAUGGUUAUAUGCUGGGGAUUCAACUGCAGAUCAGAAUCCGAAGAAUGGUUCUCAAGUUUUAUCUGCUGAUAUCAUUGUCUUUAGUCUCUUUGUCCAGAGGAACUUCUCCAAUGAAGAGCAACAAUCUUUGCAUACAUGGAACCAUUUGAAACACUUAAUAAAUCAUGCUCAGGGAUUACCAAAUGCUGUAGAAGCUGUGAAGGAAGCUGGAAAUGCAUGGAGUAGCCUUAUGGUGUCAGUUGAAGAGGAUAGACUUGUUUACACAAAUGAAAGUUCACAUGGGAGAGCUAAAGAAAAGCAGUGCUCUUAUUUUCUUAAUAAAAUGAAUACCACAGAAUUCAAUAAUAGUGAUUAUAAAUUGCGGGUUCCAUGUGGCCUCACUCAGGGUUCUUCGAUUACAAUCAUUGGCACUCCGAAUGGUCUUCUUGGUAACUUUCGGAUUGAUCUAAGAGGGGAAAGGCUUCCUGGGGAGCCAGAUCCACCCAUCAUUUUGCAUUACAAUGUUAGGCUGCAUGGUGAUAAGAUCACUGAAGACCCUGUAAUUGUCCAAAAUACCUGGAAUAUAGCCCAUGACUGGGGUGAAGAGGAGCGUUGUCCAUCUCCUACUCCAGAAAAAAAUAAGAAAGUGGACGAGCUGGACCAGUGCAACAAGAUAGUGGGUAAAGAUGACAACCAGGUUAUCCUGCUUAGCAGGCAUUCUAAUGCUCCGAGUAAAUCUUCCAUGGUACACAAAGGACCUAAAACAAGAAGAUAUUUUCCUUUUAGGCAAGGUCAUCCAUUUGUUACCACACUAAGGGUGGGAGGAGAAGGAAUACAAAUGACAGUUGAUGGAAAGCACAUAACAUCAUUUGCAUAUCGUGAAAGUUUGGAGCCAUGGCUUGUUAGUGAAGUAAGGAUUUCUGGAGACUUGGAUUUAAUUUCUGUCCUAGCUAGUGGUUUACCCACAUCAGAGGAUUCAGAACAUAUAAUUGAUAUAGAAAAACUUAAAUCAGCUCGUCUCCCUCCUCAAAGACUGCUGGAUCUCUUCAUUGGGGUUUUCUCUACAGCAAAUAAUUUUAAGCGCAGGAUGGCUGUUCGAAGAACAUGGAUGCAAUAUGCUGCUGUGAAAUCAGGAGCAGUUGCAGUGCGCUUUUUUGUUGGUUUACAUAAGAACCAAAUGGUAAAUGAGGAGCUCUGGAACGAGGCACAGACAUAUGGAGACAUACAGCUGAUGCCAUUUAUUGAUUAUUACAGCGUUAUCACCUGGAAGACUCUAGCCAUCUGCAUCUUUGGGACAGACGUUGUUUCAGCAAAUUUUGUCAUGAAGACAGAUGAUGAUGCAUUUGUUCGUGUGGACGAAGUCUUAACUUCUUUGAAGAGGAUUAAUGCGACUCAAGGAUUGCUUUAUGGUCUCAUAAACUCAGAUUCUCGUCCUCAUCGAACUCAUGAUAGCAAGUGGUAUAUUAGCAAAGAGGAAUGGUCAGAAGAGACUUACCCCCCUUGGGCACAUGGUCCUGGUUACGUUGUGUCACAUGACAUCGCAAAGGCAGUCAACAAGAGAUACAGAAAAGGCCAGCUGAAGAUGUUUAAGCUAGAAGACGUGGCAAUGGGCAUCUGGAUUGCUGAUAUGAAGAAGAAUGGUUUGGAAAUUAGGUAUGAAAAGGAAGAGAGGGUCUAUAAUGUGGGGUGCAAGGAAGGUUAUGUUGUGGCCCAUUACCAAGGUCCGAGGGAAUUGCUGUGUCUAUGGCAGAAGCUUCAAGAAGGAAAUGGUGCGAAAUGCUGUAGCAAUCGAUAAACAUAGAUUAGUCUAGUCAUCGGCGCCAAGUUGCGAACACGUUCAUUGUUAACUAGUCCCUGUCAUAGUCAAGGGUAGGGUGUUUUUUUUUUUUUUUUUUAUAAACCACGAGGCGAGCUGAGUUUUAGAGGAUCUAUGCCACUAAUGAUUUAGAAAUGAACUACAAAUACUUGUAGUAAAGCUUGUAGGGUUUGUUGAAAUACAAUGUGCUUCACACGCAAUCUAACGGCGUGUAAAGUGAAAGGGUGGAUGGGAGAGAGAUUUCUGUAUAGUACACUCUGGUUAAAUAGAAAUUUAUUGCCUCAUUAUAA
Molecule: messenger RNA, 2850 nt
Organism: Malania oleifera
Lineage: Eukaryota; Viridiplantae; Streptophyta; Magnoliopsida; Santalales; Ximeniaceae
Product: beta-1,3-galactosyltransferase GALT1-like
Exons: 9
Coding region: 629-2539 (636 amino acids)
Cellular component (GO): Golgi membrane
Molecular function (GO): UDP-galactose:N-glycan beta-1,3-galactosyltransferase activity; carbohydrate binding
Source: RefSeq, a predicted model, not a curated record